Molecule: messenger RNA, 3706 nt
Organism: Neopelma chrysocephalum (saffron-crested tyrant-manakin)
Lineage: Eukaryota; Metazoa; Chordata; Aves; Passeriformes; Pipridae
Gene: GRIK4
Product: glutamate ionotropic receptor kainate type subunit 4
Exons: 20
Coding region: 843-3593 (916 amino acids)
Biological process (GO): modulation of chemical synaptic transmission; monoatomic ion transport; synaptic transmission, glutamatergic
Cellular component (GO): presynaptic membrane; postsynaptic membrane; kainate selective glutamate receptor complex
Molecular function (GO): transmitter-gated monoatomic ion channel activity involved in regulation of postsynaptic membrane potential; kainate selective glutamate receptor activity
Source: RefSeq, a predicted model, not a curated record
CCAAGGCAUUUUAAACGUGUCUUGAUGCAAGUCUGCUUUAGUAUUUAUGUAUAUUAAGCUGUGUAUUUGAAGGGAACCAUCUGGGUAGAGAAAUAGAUGGCGAGUGGCAGAACCUUUCCCUCUCGGUUUCCAUUUCGGGGCUGGGCCUGAUCAGCGAAGGCAGAAGUUGGGAAAGUUGCUGCGUGGCUCGUUCUGGUUUGCAGGUGGUGCUUUCCCCACACCUGAUGUGAAUUUCUACCCUGGGAUGAGACAGCUGGAGCUGGGAUGGGGGAACAGGGAGCUGACAGGCCGUGCUGAGCAGAGAGUGUGUCAGCACGGGGAAGGAGAAUGCUCUUUUCUUUUCCUUUAAAUGGCCAUUUCUCUUAACCCUUUGUGGUCUGGCGCCUGUGGGGAUGGUGCCUCUGCCCUUGGGGGUGGGAAGAGGGGGCCUGAGGAAGGUGAACCCCCAAAAUGAAGGGCUGUGAGUGAGGACAGACCAGAGUUGGGGUAAAGACAUGAACAUCUCCCUAAAAAGAAUCACCUGUGUGCAAGGCUGGUUAUAAAUGGGGGGGUUGGAGCAGCUGCCUGCAGUUCUGAGAGGGAGAGGCACAGAGACAGAGCUGCUGCUGCUGCAAGUUUCUUGCUGGAGGUUUCUUUUGCAAUCUGUGCAAGGAAAAUAAGCCAAGGAGUCAUGUGGGCUGGCAAAGGCCUGGACACCUCGAUGCCAAGGAGCACUCAGCAAUCCGGGGGAGAACAGAGGAUGAUUUGAGGGACCUGCUCUUCAGGGAGCUCAUCAAAGGAGCAGCAAGGCAGAGUUAUGUCAUGCCCAGACCACCAAAGGGCUCCAUGAGGAUUUAUGGAAGAUGCCCCGUGUCUUGGCGCCUCUGGUGCUCCUUCUGCUGUGGCUGAUGAGGAUCUCUGCCAGCCCCCAUUCCCUGAGGAUUGCUGCCAUCCUGGAUGACCCCAUGGAGUGCAGCAGAGGGGAGAGGCUCUCCAUCACCCUGGCCAAGAACCGCAUCAACCGCGCGCCCGAGCGGGCGGGGAAGGCCAAGGUGGAGGUGGACAUCUUCGAGCUGCUGCGGGACAGCGAGUACGAGACAGCAGAAACCAUGUGCCAGAUUCUCCCCAAAGGAGUGGUUGGAGUCCUGGGACCUUCCUCAAGCCCAGCCUCAAGCUCUAUUAUCAGCAAUAUCUGUGGGGAGAAGGAGCUUGCACCUGAAGGGAGAGCCCAGUCCUGCAGACAAGGCCUUUUAAACCUGGAGAAGCUGCUCCGGCAGUUCCUCAUUUCCAAGGACACGCUCUCGGUGCGGAUGCUGGAUGACAGCCGGGAUCCCACCCCUCUCCUGAAGGAGAUCAGGGAUGACAAGACAGCCACAAUCAUUGUCCAUGCCAACGCUUCCAUGUCCCACACCAUCCUGCAGAAGGCAGCUGAGCUGGGGAUGGCGUCUGCCUAUUACACCUAUAUCUUCACUAAUCUGGAGUUCUCCCUCCAGCGCCUGGACAGCCUGUUGGAUGACAGAGUCAACAUCCUGGGAUUUUCCAUUUUCAACCAGUCUCAUGCCUUCUUCCAAGAGUUUGUCCAGAGCCUCAACCAGUCCUGGCAGGAGAACUGUGAUCACGCUCCAUUCACUGGGCCAGCACUCUCCUCUGCCCUGCUCUUUGACGCCGUGUACGCCGUGGUGACGGCCGUGCAGGAGCUCAACCGCAGCCAGGAGAUCGGGGUGAAGCCCCUGUCCUGCGGCUCUGCCCAGAUCUGGCAGCACGGCACCAGCCUCAUGAACUACCUGAGAAUGGUAGAAUUGGAAGGUCUCACCGGCCACAUCGAAUUCAACAGCAAAGGCCAACGGUCCAACUACGCCCUGAAAAUCCUGCAGCACAGCCGGGGUGGGUUCCGGCAGAUUGGCCACUGGCACGUGUCUGAGGGACUCAGCAUGGACAACAGGAUCUUCUCCUCCAACAUAUCGGACAGUCUGUUCAACACCACGCUCAUUGUCACCACCAUCCUGGAAAACCCUUACUUAAUGCUGAAGUGGAACCACCAGGAGCUGGAAGGCAACGACCGCUACGAGGGCUUCUGCGUGGACAUGCUGAAGGAGCUGGCAGAGAUCCUGCGCUUCAACUACAAGAUCCACCUCGUUGGGGACGGGGUUUACGGGGUCCCCGAGGCCAAUGGCACGUGGACAGGGAUGGUUGGCGAGCUCAUUGCCCGGAAGGCUGACUUGGCUGUGGCGGGGCUGACGAUCACGGCGGAGCGGGAGAAGGUGAUUGAUUUCUCCAAGCCCUUCAUGACUCUGGGAAUUAGCAUUCUCUACAGAGUUCAUAUGGGCCGCAAACCCGGCUACUUUUCCUUCCUGGACCCCUUUUCUCCCGGAGUGUGGCUCUUCAUGCUGCUCGCCUACCUGGCCGUGAGCUGCGUCCUCUUCCUGGUGGCUCGGUUGACACCCUAUGAGUGGUACAGCCCCCACCCCUGCUCCCAAGGCCGCUGCAAUCUCCUGGUGAACCAGUACUCUCUGGGCAACAGCCUGUGGUUUCCAGUGGGGGGGUUCAUGCAGCAAGGCUCCACCAUCGCCCCCCAGGCACUGUCCACCCGCUGCGUCAGUGGAGUCUGGUGGGCAUUCACCUUGAUCAUCAUCUCCUCCUACACGGCCAACCUGGCCGCCUUCCUCACGGUGCAGCGCAUGGACGUCCCCAUCGAGUCCGUGGAUGACCUGGCUGACCAGACCACCAUCGAGUACGGCACCAUCCACGGCGGCUCCAGCAUGACCUUCUUCCAAAACUCCCGCUACCAGACCUACCAGAGGAUGUGGAACUACAUGUACUCCAAGCAGCCCAGCGUCUUCGUGAAGAGCACGGAGGAGGGGAUCGCGCGCGUGCUGAACUCCAACUACGCCUUCCUGCUGGAGUCCACCAUGAACGAGUAUUACCGUCAGCGCAAUUGCAACCUCACGCAGGUCGGGGGCCUUCUGGACACCAAGGGCUACGGGAUUGGCAUGCCCGUCGGCUCUGUGUUCCGAGACGAGUUCGACCUGGCCAUCCUCCAGCUGCAGGAGAACAACCGCCUGGAAAUCCUCAAGCGCAAGUGGUGGGAAGGAGGGAAGUGCCCCAAAGAGGAGGACCACAGAGCCAAAGGCCUGGGGAUGGAGAAUAUUGGUGGAAUCUUCGUGGUGCUCAUCUGCGGCUUGAUCGUAGCAAUUUUUAUGGCAAUGCUGGAAUUUUUGUGGAGCCUUCGACACUCUGAGCAGUCAGAGGUGUCGGUGUGCCAAGAGAUGGUGACGGAGCUGCGCAACAUCAUCCUGUGCAAGGACAGUUUCCAGCCCCGCCGGAGGCGCGGGGGGCCGGUACGGACUCGCCCCGUUAUCCCGGAGGAGCGCCGAGCCCGCAGCACGACCACGCUCAGCAACGGGAAGCUGUGCAGCGGGGGGGAGCCAGACCCCCUGGCGCAAAGACUGGCACAAGAAGCCGCCCUGGUCGCCCGGGGGUGCACCCACAUCAGGGUGUGCCCCGAGUGCCGCCGCUUCCAGGGGCUGCGGGCGCGGCCGGCCGCGGGAUCGCCCGCGCGGAGCGAGGAGAGCCUGGAGUGGGACAAGACCACCAACAGCAGCGAGCCCGAGUAACGCCGGGGACCCGGGGGGGCGCAGGGGCGGGGGCGAGAGGGUCCUGUUCCAUUUUACAGAACACGGACUUGUACAAUGUCAACUCGUUUUUAAAACCACUAGCGGUCACCCGG